AUGAACAGAGAUAAAUGGGAUGUUUUAAUAGUUGGAACAGGUAUUUUGGAGUGUAUAGUAGCUGCUGGAUUAUCCUGUAGAGGUUUUUCUGUGCUCCAUAUUGACCCUGCCUCUUCUUAUGGUACCUACUGGAAUACCAUUAAAUUGGACAACCUAAAUAAAUGGCUCACAUCUAAUUGUGACCUAGAUGAUCAUAUGUUUGAUACUAGUCCCUUUUCGAAUAAAUUUGGAUGGGUGAACUCAAGUCACUCGAACUCAAAUUAUCCUUUAAACAAAUUUUGUAUAGAUCUACUCCCAAAAAUGAUAUUUAGUAGGAGUCCUCUAGUUGAUAUUUUACUCUCAUGCAAGAUUACGCAUUAUUUAGAAUUCCAAGGGAUUAAUUAUUUAUCCUUUUGUAAUAUUGAUGACUAUUCCGAGGAUAUGUUCACUACUAAAACACUCUCAAGAGAUGAAGUUUUUGAGGAAGGAUCUUUACACACCAAAUAUAUAUUCCCGGUCCCAAAUAAGUUUAUCAAUAUUCCUUUUUCUAAAAAAACUAUAUUUGCUUCUACAGAUCUUACAUUAUAUGAGAAACGUUCACUUAUGAAACUAUUUAAGGGAAUGUCUCACUUAUUGGAUUCUAGUGCAGGGAAACAAAAGAAAGAUUUAGAUAUUAGGAAUGAUCCAUUUAGAUCCCCAGCUGUAUUAGCAAACUCCAUUGAGAAUAUAAAUGAAUUAGAUUUAGACUUAGUUGUUAAUUCAUGGCCAUUAUUUCAAAAAAAGUGGAAAUUAACAAAUAAAACCUUAGAUAUGGUUAGAUUUUGCAUUGCUCUAAACUUUGAUACUGAAACAAAUAUUAAUUGGCAAAUGGAUGUUGUAAAUCCAAUUGGGAAACUUAUUAGAUCACUAAACCAACAUGGUUGUUCAGGUACACCGUUUUUGUUCCCAUGUUAUGGAGUAUGUGAUAUUCCUCAAGCAUUUUCUAGGUUUGCAGCUGUGAAUGGGGCUGUUUAUAGACUACAUACAUACAUUGAGAAUAUUAAGAAAUGUAAUGAUGGAUGGGAGAUUGAAAUUCGCAAUUAUGAGAUGAAGGAAGCUAUAACCCUAAAAUCUAAACUGUUGAUUGGAUCUCCAAGAUUACUACCUCAAAUAUACGAUGGUCCUAAGCAGGAAAAUGUAAGGCGAAUAUUUAGAAUGUUCGUGAUAACUUGCAAACCACUGAUAGUACAAGAAGAAACUUUUCAGGAGGACAUAUUCUUUGCCUCUAUUAAGAUCAAUCAAACUAAAAAUCCUACAGAUAAUCAUGUAGAAGUAGUUAAUAUAAUGCAAUGUGGCUCUAGUAGUGGAUGCUGCCCAAAAGGCUCUUACAUUAUUAACAUUUGUAAAAUUAUGUCUAAAACAGAAAGUGCAGAGGAAGUUACUAUGAAAUUUGAAAGACUCUUAAGAUAUUUUCUUAAUAGCAGCAAUGAAGUACAAGAUAAUUAUAUAGAUUGUAUUAUUUAUAAAGGAGGAUAUAUAUACAAUAGAGAAUUUCAAGAUCCAAUAUUUACUAAUGAUGGAAUUAUAUAUACUGCUGACCCAUUUAUUGACUUCAGUUCUUUUUUUAUACUAGAUGGAGAUAUUCACAACGCAAUGACCAUAUUACAACAUGCUCUUAAUUAUCUAUAUUUAGAUAAUAAAGAGAUUUUAACUCCAAUUACUUUUAAAAAAGAAGAACUUAUAGAGACUUUAUCUAUCAAGGAACAAUGUAACGACAUGAUAUUUCAGAAAUUUAGGGAAGUAUUUGAAUAG
This is a messenger RNA of Cryptosporidium muris RN66, 1770 nucleotides long. Its product is annotated as GDP dissociation inhibitor family protein. Bases 1 to 1770 code for a protein of 589 amino acids. Gene Ontology annotation, cellular component: nucleus; cytosol; Rab-protein geranylgeranyltransferase complex. The record is from RefSeq and is a predicted model, not a curated record. The transcript has a single exon. Lineage: Eukaryota; Apicomplexa; Conoidasida; Eucoccidiorida; Cryptosporidiidae. Gene Ontology annotation, molecular function: GDP-dissociation inhibitor activity. Gene Ontology annotation, biological process: vesicle-mediated transport; small GTPase-mediated signal transduction; protein geranylgeranylation.